UUGAUAACAAUCGAGCUAACUAAUUUUAGCAAUGUCAGCUUUUGUAUUAGUAGUAAGGUAGACAGACAUUUUUCGUGAAUUAACAAAAUGACUAUUGUUGAAUCAAAUCAUAGCCCUUUCAAGGUGUUGUUCUAUACAAUUUUCAUAUUUAUUAGGGUUUUAGCUAACGAAAAGUUCAGUUCACUCAAGGUAUUCCUAAAAUGAAUUUGUUCUUGGUAUAUUUAUGUAGGAAACAUCCACGUUCUGCUGAAUCAAGGAAAAGAAGGAACCAAAACAAGAGGGAAAAAUUAAAAUUGAAAAAACAACAAUUGAUUGAAGUGGAGGUUGAAAAAUCCUUACUCCAGGAGAAAAGGAUAAUGGAGUUGGAAAAAAAUAAUUCAAUUUUGAAAAGGGAGGUAAAGAAAAGGAAACCUGUAACCACAUUGAAACAAUCUGGUCCAAUCACAUAUUCAGGCUCCUUGAUUAAAUUGCAUCAAAACAAAAGCCACAAUAUUCUCAGGAAAUUAAACAGCAAGCUGCAGAUUUUUAAUCGAACAGACCUGAUGCUGAAACAGGAGAUAUUAGGUUCUGGUGUGUUUGGUACAGUCAAAGAAGGUUUUAUACCUAGUAUACAACAGAAGGUGGCAGUAAAGAUUUUUUCAGAAAAACUUGGAAGGACAGAAAUGCUUGCAGAAUGUGCCAUAUCAUUGGAGAUGUCUGGUCAUCCUAAUUUUGCUUUUGUAUUUGGUAUGUGUGAACCGAAUAGGUUGAUUUUAGAGUUUAUUGGCAAUGAUGUGACUGCCCCAACUUUGGGUGAUACUAUAUCAAAUAGUGUUAAGUUGCCAUAUUGGAAGCCAAUAUGUAUUGAUUUAAUACAUGCUUUACAUGACUUACACAACAAAGGGAUAUUACACAAUGAUCUCCAUUCACGUAACAUCUUAUUGCGCAAUUUGAAGCAUGUUAAGAUAAUUGAUUUUGGAAAAGCAACCUUGGUGGAAGACCCAGUCCGUUACUCUAUAAAACCCGGGACUCCAAAGCAUCAAAGAUACAACACCAUUCACAGACACCUGGCAUUCGAAUUGCGCAAUGUACCUGGCUCAUAUGUCUCCUGUGAAACAGAUGUAUAUACAUUGGGAUACAACUUUGAAAGUAUUGCUAAACAUGUUGCAUCAGAAAAGCUUUUGAUGAUUGCAACAAACAUGUUAAAAAACAAACCACAUGAGAGACCUUUGUUGUCUCAAUUGCUUAUUCAACUCAGUAGAUUAUAAUAAUUUAUAUAUUAUUCAGCUCGAUUUUUAUUGAGCACUCUAUGUAAAAACAAAACAAUAAAAUAUUUAUAUUUUAUUCUACAUAUAUAUUUAUUGUCAGAAUUUUUUGCGAAUUUGCAUUGCAUUCGAGAAAUUAAGUCUCCCAAAAAUUUUCAUUGACUGAUUUGCGAAAUUAAUGCAUGCCUGGCAUAUGCAAGCAUACGUUUACUAAUUUAUUUGAAGAUAUAACUUUUGAUUCAAUAACCAUUUAAAUUUUUUGCUAUUUUGCUUUCAUGUGCACCAGUUAUGCUUGACACAUACAGGUGGUUGGAGCAUGCUGACAGGCUGCCUUAUAAGAGGGCGUGCCUGGCACAUGCAAGCAUACUUAUAGCAAUCUAUUUGAAGAUAUAACUUUUGAUUCAAUAACCAUUUAAAAUUUUUGCUAUUUUGCUUUCAUGUGCACCAGUUAUGCUUGACACAUACAGGUGGUUGGAGCAUGCUGACAGGCUGCCUUAUAAGAGGGCGUGCCUGGCACAUGCAAGCAUACUUAUAGCAAUCUAUUUGAAGAUAUAACUUUUGAUUCAAUAACCAUUUAAAAUUUUUGCUAUUUUGCUUUCAUGUGCACCAGUUAUGCUUGACACAUACAGGUGGUUGGAGCAUGCUAACAGGCUGCCUUAUAAGAGGGCGUGCCUGGCAUAUGCAAGCAUUUAUAGCAAUCUAUUCGAAAACAUUGUGACAAAAAAAUAUAUAGCUGAAGCUAAAUAUCAAGUAUUUAGUAAUUCUUAGUUAUAAAUCAUCAUAUUUAAAAAGCUGCAUGUUUUGUUCCAAAGCCCAUGUAAAUUCUUUUAAUUUGUUUUGACUUAAAAAAUCCAACUU
Molecule: messenger RNA, 2102 nt
Organism: Hydractinia symbiolongicarpus
Lineage: Eukaryota; Metazoa; Cnidaria; Hydrozoa; Anthoathecata; Hydractiniidae
Product: tyrosine-protein kinase BTK-like
Exons: 1
Coding region: 201-1247 (348 amino acids)
Biological process (GO): mitotic DNA damage checkpoint signaling; protein phosphorylation
Cellular component (GO): nucleus; cytoplasm
Molecular function (GO): protein serine/threonine kinase activity; ATP binding
Source: RefSeq, a predicted model, not a curated record